Molecule: messenger RNA, 4690 nt
Organism: Talpa occidentalis (Iberian mole)
Lineage: Eukaryota; Metazoa; Chordata; Mammalia; Eulipotyphla; Talpidae
Gene: IL1RAP
Product: interleukin 1 receptor accessory protein
Exons: 11
Coding region: 182-1894 (570 amino acids)
Biological process (GO): signal transduction
Molecular function (GO): interleukin-1 receptor activity; interleukin-1 receptor binding
Source: RefSeq, a predicted model, not a curated record
GGAGUCCUAAAGGGGGAAAAAGAAAGUGCGGCGGAAAGUAAGACGCUCACUGGGGAAGACUGGCGGGAUCAGGGUCUCCCAGGCUCCACUUUGGCAAGACGCACGGAGAGGAGAACGCGCGUGGCGACCCUCUAGCUGCCCCCGCGGCUCUCGCUGCGUCCUCGCUGACUCGCAGGAAAGGAUGGGACUUCUGUGGUGUGUUGUGAGCCUCUGCUUCUAUGGGAUCCUGCAAAGUGAUGCCUCAGAACGCUGUGAUGACUGGGGACUAGAUACCAUGAGGCAGAUCCAAGUGUUUGAAGACGAGCCAGCUCGCAUCAAGUGCCCACUCUUUGAACACUUCUUGAAAUAUAACUACAGCACAGCCCAUUCAGCUGGCCUUACUCUCAUCUGGUAUUGGACUAGGCAGGACCGAGACCUUGAGGAGCCAAUUAACUUCCGUCUCCCUGAGAACCGCAUUAGUAAGGAGAAAGAUGUGCUUUGGUUCCGGCCCACCCUCCUCAAUGACACAGGCAACUAUACUUGCAUGUUAAGGAAUACCACAUAUUGCAGUAAAGUUGCAUUUCCUCUGGAAGUUGUUCAAAAAGAUAACUGCUUCAAGUCUCCCAUGAAACUCCCAGUACAUAAAAUAUAUCUAGAAUUUGGUGUACAGAAGAUCUCUUGCCCAAAUGUAGAUGGAUUUUUUCCUUCCAGUGUCAAACCAAGCAUCACUUGGUAUAAGGACUGUAAUAAAGUAGAGAACUUUAUUAAUGUAGUACCCGAAGGCAUGAAUUUGAGUUUUUUCAUUGCUAUGGUUUCAAAUAACGGAGAUUAUACAUGUGUUGUCACAUAUCCAGAAAAUGGGAGGACCUUCCAUUUAACCAGGACUCUGACUGUAAAGGUGGUAGGAUCUCCUAACGAUGCAUUCCCCCCUCAGUUCUAUUCACCUAAUGAUCGUGUCACCUACGAAAAAGAACCUGGAGAAGAGCUUCUCAUCCCCUGUAAAGUUUAUUUCACUUUCCUGAAGGACUCUCGCAAUGAGGUUUGGUGGACUAUUGAUGGAAAAAAGCCAGAGGACACCACUAUUGAUGUAACUGUGAAUGAAAGUGUAAUUCUUUCUCAAACAGAAGAUGAAACAAGAACUCAGAUUUUGAGCAUCAAGAAAGUUACUGCUGAGGAUCUCAAGCGUAGCUAUGUCUGCCAUGCUAGAAAUGACAAAGGGGAGGUUGACAAAGCAGCGAAGGUGAAACAGAAAGUGAUAGCUCCAAGGUACACAGUGGAACUGGCGUGUGGUUUUGGAGCCACAAUCCUGCUGGUGGUGAUUCUCAUCGUUGUUUAUCAUGUGUAUUGGCUGGAGAUGGUCCUCUUUUACCGGGCUCAUUUUGGAACAGAUGAAACCAUCUUAGAUGGAAAGGAAUAUGAUAUUUAUGUAUCUUAUGCAAGGAAUGCUGAAGAAGAAGAGUUUGUAUUACUCACCCUCCGUGGAGUUUUGGAGAAUGAAUUUGGAUAUAAACUGUGCAUCUUUGACCGAGACAGUCUGCCUGGGGGAAUUGUCACAGAUGAGACCUUGAGCUUCAUUCAGAAAAGCAGACGCCUCCUGGUUGUCCUAAGCCCCAACUACGUACUCCAGGGAACCCAAGCCCUCCUGGAGCUCAAGGCUGGCCUAGAAAAUAUGGCCUCUCGGGGCAACAUCAACGUCAUUUUAGUACAGUACAAAGCUGUGAAGGAGACGAAGGUGAAAGAGCUGAAGAGGGCUAAGACGGUGCUCACGGUCAUUAAAUGGAAAGGGGAGAAAUCCAAGUAUCCGCAGGGCAGGUUCUGGAAGCAGCUGCAGGUGGCCAUGCCAGUGAAGAAAAGUUCCAGGUGGUCUAGAAGUGGCGAGCAGGGUCUCUCCUAUUCAUCUUUGAAAAAUGUAUGAGAGGGACCAUGGAAGGGGUAAAACAAACCAAGGGUACUCCAGAAGGGAAGAGCGGCCCCUUUUUUUGUUCCCAAAUUAUUGCAUCAUGGACAGAAAAAUAUUCCUUUAAAGCCUCCUCAUAGGGAUAAAUUCAGGUGACUGCACCUGGCCGUUAAGCCUCCUCAGUCAAGACUAAGGUUGAGAAUGAUAGUGCCGCCACUCUGUCACCAGCUUUUCAUGUCCCUAUGUUCUUUGCAGGCAAAGACUGAGCUGAUGUGAAUUUCCCCUUAUGUAUCCUCUACCUUGUUCCUACAUCUCCAUUCUCUCUUCAUUUGUUUUUAAUCUCUUUAUUACUGAGUUUGCUGUUGAUUAAAAGACCCCUUAAAGUUAAGUUUUUUGUUAACAGGAUCAUUAUAAGUUUCCAAGUAUGGUUUUCUUUUGCCUUUUAUUUUUACUCAUCUAGAAUCUAAAUUUAUUUUAGUUGAAAAGAAUGAUCUCUUUUGCUCGGCCUGCUUACGAAGCACCAUCCCAGCAAGUCUGACACUCGCUUAGGAUGACGCAAAACAGUAUAACUGGAAUUGAUCCUUGUAAUUGGUUUAAAGGACUUGCCUUUAUUUUCUCUUAUUAUAACCCCUGUGUCCUCUCUCUCAGGUAAUCGAUGAUAAAUUUGUCAACUUGAAAAAGAUGUCAUAAUUUCUUAUUACAGUAAAUUCUUGCAUAUCUAUAGGUCAACCCAUAUUUAUUCUGUCUCCAUGUCUACUGUACAGUGUAUAUCAGUAAUUGAUUUUGCAACUGGCUCCACACUUAGUUCAGUCUGAUAGGAUCUUUUACUAAUGGUGCUAAUAGAGAAUGAAAUAACAGCAAAAUGCUUUUAGGGUGGUUUCUGGCUUGUGAGAAGAGCACAGAACAGGAUGUUUGGCAAUUUGUCUUUUAAUUUCAGUCAUGCUAAUGUGACUAUUAGGAAAGUGAUUUCUCUUCACUUGUUUCUACCUCCUCAUUGUAAAGUGUGGAAGUUAGAUUCAGUGACCUUGAGAGUUGCUUUUAGCAUUAAUAGUCUAAAAAAAUUAACUGGAUGCCCAGUAUUUUCCAUACUUUAUUCACUGAUACAGUUUCCUCACUACAAACAAGUCAGUCUGAAAAGUCAUUGUCAAUAAAUCUUGUUUUAGUUUGUUUUAAUUAAACUUUACUCUUCUUAAAAGUUGGAAAAGUGAAAACUAAGUCCAGAGUUUACAGAGUGGUGAAUAUGUUACAUACAGAUUAAUAUAUAUAUGUGUGUGUGUAUGUAUAUAUACACACAUAGUUAAACACGUGAAUUCUACUAUAGAUGUAUACAUACAUACAUAUAUACACACAUGGAUUAUAUAUGUGUGUAUAUCUAUAUCUUUAUAUCUAUAUAUGCUUAUGGCUUCAAAUAACUAUUGUCAUAAUAUUAUCAACCACUGGAACUCUUGUCCAGUUUUUACUAUAAUGCUUUUGUCUCAGUGUUGUCUGUACAUUUGAUAUUAUUCAUUAUUCAUUCAUUCACAGCUCACAAAGAAGUAGUUGUUUGGUCUUGCCUUCCCAAAAUUAGUUUCAGUAACUUGCUACUGCUACUACAGUUGAUCUGGAUACAGUGAAACCUGUUGUGCACAGAGCUGUCAUGGUCACUGCUGAAUGGUAGCUAGUCCUCUGGCAUUAACUAAUCGCCUACUGUGUUUUCAAGCACACACACUUAGAAACUAAACUGUGUUAAUCUCAGUGCUCAAGUCAUGGAGAGAUAAAUCUCAGUCUGGGCUGUUAAGUAAUAAGGGAAAGGAGAAUAAUACGCUUAUACAUGAAACUGGUAUCCUAUAAAACCCCUUAUCUUAGUGGUGGGUUUAUAAGCAAUUCUAAAGCUAUCGCCUAUAUUUAAGUGGCUUUCAUCAGUAUUAAAAUGCACAAUAAAUCAGUUCUUGAUGGAGGAGUUAUUUAUUAUUUAAAAUUGAAAACAAUUUUUUAUGAUUCUUAACUGUAGAAUUAUGGUAUGGAGUCACUCUUAGACCUAUAUUUUGGCCUUAUUAAUUAUUUUUUCUUAAUACUUUCCUAUUAACCCUUCACUCACCAGAACAGAGGAGAAUUGACUCCAGAAAAACUUUGAAUAUCAACUCUUGCAUGAGCUUUAUGUAAAUGAGGGACAGUCCUGUCUCAAGGGGCCAUUCUCUUGCCAAUGCUGCAGUUUUUUCGCACUUUUGAAUUACAUAUUUUUUCCCAAAUGUUGUUGGGUGCCCCUAGAAAUUUGUUGAUUUUUUCUUUUUCAAUUUACUUUCCUGCCUUUGGUAUUGAACUUUUCCAAAUGCUAAAAUCUAAAGCCUCUCAAAUAUAAAUGAUAUGUUUCAUCCUAAGAUAAUUUUUCCCAAGAUUUUUUGUUUAUAGUCCAGAAGAUGCCCAAUAUAGAAUAUUUGAGGAAAAUGGGGAAAUGAUUUAUAAUUUAGACUGCAAAAAAAAAAAUGCUCUCUAAUAUUUUUUUAAAAAAAUGUUGUUAAUGUUAAAAAAAUAAACGUAAUGGCUUUAGGUCUAUGACAUAAAUAUCUCCUGACAGAGAACCAUGAUAUAUAGUCUCUAAUUAUGCAAUCAUAUACAAUUAAUUUAAUUUUCUUCUGUAUUCUAACUUAGAUGAUGCCCUAGGACUCUUAAAUAAGCACUCCAUUGUAUUGGGAAACAACAGCUUCCCUCCAUUUGUUAAUUAUUCAUUUUCUUUCCAUAGGUUUUAAUAUUUUAAGGUUAUCUUUUUUAUUUUAUUCAUAAGCUUUUGUAUUUUCCAUUUGAUUUGUAAAUUUAUUUUAAAAUAAACCAUUUAUU